AUGAAUCAACCGGCCUUAUAUCACAAAUCACAUUGUGCCCUCAAAGCCGAUAUUGGAGAAAUUAUUGAAAAAUAUUCAAAGAAAUUAAAGUGGCGUAGAGAUGGCAAAGAUUCCCUUUUGGAUGUUGGUUCGGGUCCUGGUGAUGUCUUUAUGGAAUAUAUUCUACCCAUAAUGCCUAAGGGAUUCUCAAGGGCAGUUUGUUCGGAUAUAUCGGAGGAUAUGAAUGAUUUUGCAAAGGCUUAUUAUUCGAAUUGUGAUCAAAGAUGUGAAUUUCGGGUGUUAGAUAUAACCACAAACAGAAGUAUGUCUAAGGAUCUUCUAGGACAAUUUGAUCAUGUAAUAUCGGCAUUGUGUCUGCACUGGGUUCAGGAUUUGAAUUUGGCCUUGCAGAAUAUUUCGAAUUUAUUGUAUGCGGAAGGUGGUGAUUGCCUUCUGAUUUUUAUGUCCACCCACAACAUCUUCGAUGCUUAUCAUUAUACCAGUCGCUUUUCUCGUUGGUCGGAAUAUAUGAAAGAUUCAAAUCGUUGCAUAUCACCUCUGCAUUAUUCAAAUGAUCCGAAGGCGGAUUUCAGGCAGUUGAUGGAAGAAAAUGGAUUUUGUGAUAUUUCCAUUGAUAUUAAAUCGAGAAUUUUCGAUUACGGGAAUAUGGAGAAUUUGAAAGAAAAUGUAAAAUCUGUUUGUGGUACCUUGGAGCAUAUCCCCAUUUCAUGUCAUUCGGAAUUUCUAAAUGAUUUUGUAUCGGUAAUGGUGGAAUAUGCAAAAACGGUUAAUAGUAUUAAUUCGAAUUCUAAAUAUGUAAUGAAAUAUGAUUUAAUUAUUGCGUAUGGUCGAAAGCCAUCAGCUGAAAAUAAUAAAAUAAUCCAACAAUAA
Messenger RNA from Musca vetustissima, 870 nucleotides. Its product is annotated as juvenile hormone acid O-methyltransferase-like. NCBI's taxonomy places the organism in Eukaryota, Metazoa, Arthropoda, Insecta, Diptera, Muscidae. The transcript has 3 exons. The record is from RefSeq and is a predicted model, not a curated record. Bases 1 to 870 code for a protein of 289 amino acids.